CAAAUAAUAUCGGAGACAAGAUUUAGCUUUCGUGUUGUGAGCGGAAGCUUAUCCUGGUCUCCAGCGGCCGCUUGCGCCGACGCUAUCCGGAUAUUUAAAGCUCGGAGCGAAACGGAAGCGAAGAGCUUCUCUGUUCGUCCUCCUCCCUCGUCUUCUCCCCUCUUUCUUCUCUCCGAAAUCUCACACGAAUUAAGUUAUUUCUCCCGUUGAAGAAAUUAGGUUUCGGGAUUCGAUUAUCGGAACCUUGGAUCGCCUCUGAACGACAUAGAUUAGGUCCGUGGCUCGAUAAUCUUCGGGAAUGUGGGGAGAUGGAGGUAGGUUCUACUGGGCAAGGCUGGAGCGAAUGGGGAGGAAGAACGUGGAAGGGGUAGUGGUGGUGUUCGCCUGGAUUUCCAGCGACGAGAGGCAUCUCAAGCCGUAUAUAGAUCUCUAUUGGUCUCUUGGGUGGAGCUGCCUCAUCUGCCAUUCUGAUUUCCUCACACUAUUUUUCCCUGAGAAUGCCACAUCACUAGCCUACGGCAUUCUUAAUGAGCUUGUUGAGGAAGUGAAGAAUAGGCCAUUGCCUAUUGUACUCGUGGCUUUCUCUGGAGGUUCAAAAGGUUGCAUGUACAAGGUUCUUCAGUUGCUUGAGGGAAAAUGUGAUGGACAACUCAGUCUGGAUGAAUAUCAGCUCGUAAGAGACUGCAUUUGUGGACAAGUAUAUGAUUCAAGUCCUGUAGACUUUACCAGUGGUGUGGGCACUCAAUUUUUCCUUCAUCCUACCAUUCCAAAAAUGUUUCACCCACCAAGAGUAGUAUCAUGGAUGGCAAAAUCCCUGGCAUCCGCUUUGGAUACUCUCUUUCUAGGCAGAUUUGAAGCCCAGCGUGCUGAGUAUUGGCAAACUUUGUACUCCUCUGUUAGUAUGGGCCCGUUUCUCAUAUUAUAUUCCGAAGAUGAUGACCUUGCUCCCUACCAAAUCAUCUCUAGGUUUGCUCAGCAUCUGCAAGAGCUUGGCGGCAAUAUCAAACUAGUAAAAUGGAAUAACUCCUGUCAUGUAGCACAUUUCAAGUAUCACCAAGCUGAGUACAAGGAUGCUGUGUCUGAGAUGCUUAUUGGAGCAACUAUAACUUAUCGUGAGAGAAGGCAACUAAAUGGUAAAACAGCGGGCAUGGGAGGUGCUUGCAGCACGGUAUCAGAGUCAAUUUGCAGUCUUCAUAAAGCAGCUGUGUGCUCAAGUGAAACUCUUAAAAGGGUAACAAAUGACCCAAGCGAUCAAUUCUUCUUGCCCAGCUCAAUGGAGCCUAAUAAAACUAAAGACACUGCAUCUUUGGUCGAUGAGCAAAAAGCAGGGUUGUUCCAUUUACCUAGCAUCAAUCCCGAUGGGAUUCUGGGCCAAAUUCUUUAUGAUGUAUGUGUUCCAAAGAACAUCGAAGGUUGGGACAUAAAGCCCGUGUCGUCCAUCAAUGGAAGGCAGAUGCAUGCUUCUGCCCGCAGGCACGGCCCUUUCAAUCCUAUCAGAUACAUACGCCGCUGUAGAUUGUAGAGCUGAAACUCUGAUGAAUCUGGAUGUGAAUAUUGCCUGCUAAUGAUAUUCAGCAUCUGAUCUGAGAACUUGCAGGAAGAGAAUGAGGUGCAAGUUGGAAAUCUGUCUGGGAGCAAUGAUGCAUAUAAAUAUCCGGCUUAACCUUGAAGUCUUUUCCCCCUGGCUCAUAUUGCCAUGAAUUGUUAAUAAUUAAUAAUAAUGUGCAAAAUUAUACCAUGGAGGAGUUUGGGACUUUAUGCAUGAUGAUUUGGGCUUUAAAGAGAAGUUAUUCUGGUCGUGAAAACUUAUUCUCAAUGCAUCCAAUGGCUGUCAUGAAUACCAAGUCUCCAGAGAACCAAAUUCCAGAAGUUUGAAGGAUCACAGGUUUUUCUCAUGGCCAUGGUUCGUUGGUUAUUUUGAAGCUCUUAUCCAGGGGAAUGCUGCUGUAAAAUUUUAGCUAAAGAUAAAAUAUGCUGCUUUUACUGGAGCCAACUUUUAUUGAACAGGCUUCGCAUUUGUCGUAAAUCCUGCUCUUAAGAGACUUCUUUCUCAUUGGCAACUUUUUGAAAUUUAGAGAACAGAUAAAAUAGGAGAUAAUUGUUUAAUUUCAGGAUUGUGUGUGUCACAUUACUUGCUGCAAUUCGUAGCAACAUGGCUGCCACCAUCUGUAAGUUGUGGGGAAACCAAUAUCCUUUUGUGCAGAAA
Molecule: messenger RNA, 2206 nt
Organism: Elaeis guineensis (African oil palm)
Lineage: Eukaryota; Viridiplantae; Streptophyta; Magnoliopsida; Arecales; Arecaceae
Source: RefSeq, a predicted model, not a curated record